AUGUUGGAGUUCAUGGAUGAGGUCUCUGACUCCCUGUCUCCCCCGCACCCCAACCCACCACCCCCGCCUCCAGCCCUGCCCCUGCCUGCUCUGCCAGCCCAGAGGGCCCCCUCCUCUCUCCGUCUCCCCCAGUUCUAUCCCAAGGAGCCCGUCCACGCAGAAAUCUGCUUCUUGAAUUGGUUCAAGGCCCAGCCAGCCUUCCUGGCCCAGCGCCUGGCCCCUGAGGAGAAAUACCAGGUCACGUGGUUCAUGUCCUGGAGCCCCUGCUUCCAGGGCCACACGUCCGUGCAGCUGAGCAUCCUGGCCGCCCGCCUCUACUACCCCAGGCGCCCCCAGUACCAGCAGGGGCUGCGCAGCCUGCAGGGCGCAGGGGCCCAUGUGGCAGUAAUGACUCCAGCUGACUUUGUCUUCUGCUGGGACGUGUUUGUGCGUGGCCCCGAAAAGCGAUUCCGGCACUGGAAAGGAAUAUACAUAAACAGUUACAGCCUAGCUAAGAGUUUGGAGGACAUUCUCAGGAAUCCGGAAAACUGAAGCAUGGACUUCUGUCUGUGUAAGCAGUAGGGGGUCUUCUGCUGAACGACGAAUAAAACACUUUCUUCAAGAAGUGAAAACGCACCUGGAGCCGCUUCUCUACCUGAACC
This is a messenger RNA of Pipistrellus kuhlii (Kuhl's pipistrelle), 641 nucleotides long. RefSeq names its product DNA dC->dU-editing enzyme APOBEC-3C-like. Gene Ontology annotation, biological process: negative regulation of single stranded viral RNA replication via double stranded DNA intermediate; DNA cytosine deamination; defense response to virus. Gene Ontology annotation, molecular function: RNA binding; cytidine deaminase activity. NCBI's taxonomy places the organism in Eukaryota, Metazoa, Chordata, Mammalia, Chiroptera, Vespertilionidae. Gene Ontology annotation, cellular component: P-body; cytoplasm; nucleus. The record is from RefSeq and is a predicted model, not a curated record.